Brassica napus (rape) is the source of this 2565-nucleotide messenger RNA. Its product is annotated as 65-kDa microtubule-associated protein 9. NCBI's taxonomy places the organism in Eukaryota, Viridiplantae, Streptophyta, Magnoliopsida, Brassicales, Brassicaceae. Bases 254 to 1879 code for a protein of 541 amino acids. The record is from RefSeq and is a predicted model, not a curated record. Gene Ontology annotation, cellular component: cytoplasm; spindle. Gene Ontology annotation, biological process: microtubule cytoskeleton organization. Gene Ontology annotation, molecular function: microtubule binding. The transcript has 9 exons.
AUUCAAUCCAGGUAAAGGUCUCUCCUCCAUUUUCCUGUAACAUUUCAAGAAAAAAAGUCUGAAAUUAAAAAGUGAAUAUUCCCCUUUUUUUUUUUUGCAAAUUCAUUUGGAAUUAAAUGAACGUUCCAAAACUUGUUAUCAUUUUAAGAAAAAGACCAUCUCCAUACAGGAUUUGAAUAAGAUAGCGAAUGAGGAAUAACUCUGAAUUUAAUUUGGUUAUGAUUGUAACGAUAUUUGUUGGCAGAGUUUGGAGAUGAUAAUGUCCAAAACUCAAAUCGAGUCAAUCUGCUCAUCUCUUCUUCAAGAACUUGAGGUUAUAUGGGACGAGGUUGGAGAAACUGAAACCGAAAGAGAGAAGAUUUUGAUUGAAAUUGAAGACGAAUGCAGAGCAGUUUAUAGUCGAAAAAUCGAAAAGGUAAAAGAAGAGAGGAAUCGGCUAAGACAAGACAUUGUUGAUUCAAAGUCGAGAGUUAUUGCUAUAUGUUCUGUAAUGGAAGAGCCAUCGAGUCUUGGAAGACAACACCAAUCUGAUCAAAGUGGAAGAAGAAGUUUGAAAGAAGAGUUAGUAAAGAUUCUUCAGAAACUUGAAGAUAUGGAAAAGAGAAAAUCAGAGAGGAAGGAUCAGUUUAUUCAAGUAAUUGAAGAUAUAAAAUCUAUAAGCGAGGAGAUAAAUGGAGAAUCUGAUGAUACUCGUUCAUCUGAUUUUUCUGUUGAUGAGUCUGAUUUAUCUCUUAGAAAGCUUGAAGAGUUACACAGUGAGCUUUACACACUUCAAGAAGAGAAGAGAACCCGGAUGAAACAUAUUCAAGAUCAUCUAGGAACUCUGGAAUCACUUUGUUCAGUGCUUGGUUUGAAAUAUGGAGAAACAGUUACCAAGAUUCACCAAAGUUUAGUAGAAUCAGAAGGGUCAAGAAGUAUAAGUAAUGAAACACUUGACAAGUUAGCUUCAUCAGUAAAUCAAUGGCAUGAGACAAAGAUACAGAGGAUGCAAGAACUACAAGAUCUUGUGACGACAAUGCUUGAGUUUUGGAAUUUAAUGGAUACACCAGCAGAAGAACAACAGAAGUUCAUUAACGUUUCAUGUAAUAUAGCUGCGACUGUUUCUGAAAUAACCAAACCCAAUAGUCUUUCCACAGACUUGCUUGAAGAGGUUAAGGCCGAGCUAUGUCGGUUAGAGGAGUUGAAAUGGAGCAAAAUGAAAGAACUUGUUUUAAAGAAGAGGUCAGAACUUGAAGAGAUAUGCAGAAGAACACACAUUGUUCUUGAAGAACAAGAUAUCUCAGUGGAGAAUGUAAUUAAAGCCAUUGAAUCAGGAGAUGUGAACCCUGAAAAUAUACUAGAACAUAUUGAGUAUAGAGCUGGGAAAGUGAAAGAGGAGGCUUUAAGCAGAAAAGAGAUUCUUGAAAAAGCUGAGAAAUGGUUGAAUGCUUGUGAGGAAGAGAAUUGGCUUGAAGAAUACAAUCAGGAUGAAAACCGAUACAACGCUGGAAAAGGAUCUCAUUUAAUCCUCAAACGUGCAGAGAAAGCUAGAGCACUUGUUAAUAAACUUCCAGCUAUGGUUGAAGCAUUAGUUUCCAAAAUCACAAUUUGGGAAUCAGAGAAAGAAGCUGAGUUUCUAUUUGAUGGUAAUCGUCUACUUUGGAUGCUUGAAGAAUAUACAGAACUUAGAGAAGAGAAAGAACAAGAACGUCGCAGGAAAAGGGAUCUGAAGAAACUUCAAGGUCAAGUGACAUCAGAGCAAGAUAAAGGAACUCCUACGAGACCUCAAAGCGCGAAAAAGGGUCUUAAAGUAUCAACUCACAAGAGAUUUGCAUCAUCCCCUCAUACUGAUUCGCCUCGCUCAGCAAAAUCUUUUACAUCUCAAUCUCGCUAUGGCUAAAAUGAUGGAGCAAAAAGACUUCAAAAUAAUUCUUUUAGUUUGCGUGUAUUCAACUGGUAAUUGAUUCUUUCUUGCAUAAAAAAGAAUCUGUAGGAAUAUUUGUUCUUUUUUCAGUGGCGUUACCUCAACUUUGUUCUUAACAACACCAUUAUUAUACAGAGCAUGUAAACAAAAGAGAUUAGGAAGAGACACAUCGUCUAGAAACUAAGUCAUAUCUCUUUUGUUAAAAUCAAACUUUUCUAUGCUUAAAACAUGCUAAUUAGUAAGCGGCUCUGACAAAGAAAGGAAUCUGAUUGAUUAUUGGAUCAUUUGUAUUCUGUCAAACUCGGAUCCAAUAGGUACACUGUUUGGGUUGCGGAAAGAAAAAUUGACUUUGACCGACCAAAUGCACUUGUUGAAGAAAUCAAUGUCAGUUAUCUUUCUAAGCUUUGUACUCAUAUGAAAUCUUUAAACUUCAUAUAUAAACUUUGACACUCAAAUUUUACUACAAUUGCAUGAUUGUAUUUGUAUCAAAAGAUUUAGCUUAUCUUGCAAAUUAAUUGGUCUUAGUAGAUUUUAAAAACUAUUUUCUUUGGUCAACGUUACUACAAAGUGAUUAACUGGAAAAAGACAAAAGAAACUGUCAGAAUUUGGUAUUCUUUUUUUUUUUUGAAAUUUCACUUUAAUGUCUUUUUAGCAGUUUCGUU